AUGGCCGAAGACAAUCAAACAGCGCCAGAGCUAUCUGCGUACCCACAAACUGUGAAGCCCUCCCACCCUUUAGCCAAGCGCCGCACAUUUUGUUAGCCCACCCUUUUUUUUUUACCGACACCCUCCUUUUUUGCAACACUUCCAUUUUGUCGCUGGCACCGCAGGGGGGAAGUGCAGCACUGCUACGCGUCCAGUUCGUUAAUGGCCGCCCCGCAUAGCGGUUCGCGACUCCCUUGCAUUCCUUCUCCGUCACCCGGGACCGUCAUCAUCAGCGUCCUCACCGUCGUGUCCCCCACUACCGCCCCGGGACUGUUCACAUUAGAAUCAGGUCGAACGGGUGGAGGAGCCACCGAGCCAGUGGCCAGAUAGAGGAGUUGGGACGUUCAGACCGCGUUCAAGUUCACGGGAGUGAGGAAGCUCGAGCCCGGGUGCCGUCGCGCUAUCGCGGACAUCAGCGAAGGCCGUGAACAUGACCUCCACGUUGACCGCAGUGGUGACCACCACGGCCUGCCUCGUGCUACACCUCACAGCUGCGGAGCAGGUGGCAUCGCUGCCGCAGGUGGAGUGCCCCGAGAAGGAGGGCGUCCAGACGUACCCCCACCCCGAGCUGUGCGACCAGUUCUACCUGUGCAGCAACGGCACUCUGACCCUGGAGCGCUGCCAAAACGGACUGUUGUUCAAGGGAGGACACGGGGCGACCCACCACCACUGCCACUACCACUGGGACGUCGACUGCGGCAACAGGGCGUUGGAGUUGAUUCCCCUGUCGUCCGACGGCUGCGAGUUCCAGUUCGGUCUGUACACGGAUACGGCGGGGGCGUGCAGCGGCAAGUACACCCGCUGCGAGUUUGGCCGCGCCCAGCUGGUGGAGUGCCCGCCGGGGCUGGCGUUCGACGUCACCAUCCACCGCUGCCAGUGGCCAGACCAGCUGGAGCACAUCGGCUGCACCGCGGAGCAGGUGACUGGGUUCAAGUGCCCGUCGGGCAUCCCCUCCGACCCAGUCUCGGCCCGCUUCUGGCCGUACCCACGCUUCGCCAUCGAGGGCGACUGCGAGAAACUCAUCUCGUGCGUCAACGGCCACCCGAGGAUAGUCUCGUGCGGAGAGGACCUGGUCGUGGACGACUCCACCCUGACAUGCGAGGAGCCCGAACUGGUCCCCAAUUGUCAUUAUGUGCAGCAGAGACGAAGGAGGAGCGUCAGAGAACGGAGAAGUGACCGGACGAACUAGAUUAUUUUAAAUAAUAACGCACCUUUAGAUUAAGCAACUGCCGUUCGUUGCUUGUCUUGAAGUAUUGAAAUAAGUAUUAUUAGAACAUUAAGGAAUCUUCAUUUGUUUUCUUAGAAACGCAAUCUCUUUUCAAUCACAAGUUCUCGAAGGGACUCACAAAUCACG
Messenger RNA from Frankliniella occidentalis (western flower thrips), 1393 nucleotides. RefSeq names its product protein obstructor-E-like. Bases 470 to 1228 code for a protein of 252 amino acids. Gene Ontology annotation, cellular component: extracellular region. Gene Ontology annotation, molecular function: chitin binding. The record is from RefSeq and is a predicted model, not a curated record. NCBI's taxonomy places the organism in Eukaryota, Metazoa, Arthropoda, Insecta, Thysanoptera, Thripidae. The transcript has 5 exons.